GUAAAUAUUGUCAGCGGCGGAGCGCGCGAGACACACCGGCUCAUUCUUCCGGAUGCUGUUACCGUAACUGACCGCUCUUAACGGGACUACCGAUGGAUUUUUACCGGGUUACGGUCUCAUUUCGCCCGUGACCAGAACCGAGGACACCGCUGUUUUCUGGGAUUCAUUACGUGAAUAUCUUCCGGGUGUAUUUUCAUUGUUUUGGGGGAGACGUCACGCGCAGCAUGCUGCUCUCUAAACUGGGCUCUCACAUCUCCUCCAGCAUGGACCUGCCGGCGAAGCUCCAUCAAGCCAAAGCGGAGAAGCAGCCGUUUGAGAAGCUGUACCGGCUCGGGUCGGUGCUCGGCAGCGGAGGAUUCGGCACGGUGUACUCGGCUGUCCGCCUCGCAGACGGGCUGCCGGUGGCGGUGAAGCACGUGUGCAGAGACAGAGUGACUGAGUGGGGCUCUCUGUGUGGCGCAGUGGUCCCUCUGGAGAUUGUGCUGUUAAAGAAGGUGGGAGGGGCGUUCGGCGGCGUGGUGCGGCUCCUGGACUGGUGGGAGCGGGCGGACGGCUGGCUGAUGGUGAUGGAGUGCCCUGAGCCAGGGCAGGACCUGUUUGAUUACAUCACAGAGCGUGGCGCACUGGACGAGGAGGCAGCACGCGGCUUCUUCCUGCAGGUGCUGGAGGCAGUGCGUCACUGCUACACCUGCGGCGUCGUCCACCGAGACAUCAAGGACGAGAACCUGUUGGUGGACUUGAGGACUGGACAGAUCAAACUCAUCGACUUCGGCUCGGGGGCCCUCCUCAAAGACACCGCCUACACAGAGUUCGAUGGUACACGUGUGUACAGUCCUCCAGAGUGGAUCCGGUUCCGCCGGUACCACGGCCGCUCGGCCACUGUCUGGUCUCUCGGCGUGCUGCUGUACGACAUGGUUUGCGGGGACAUCCCCUUCGAACAGGACGAGGAAAUCCUGAGAGGACGGGUCUACUUCAGACGCCAACUCUCCUCAGAGUGCCAGCAGCUGAUUGGCUGGUGUCUGAGCCUGCAGCCGUCUGACCGGCCGACUCUGGAGCAGAUCCUCCUCCACCCCUGGGUGACGGUCAGCAACGGACAGCAGACAGACAACAAAGGCAUCACGCUUCACGCCAUCACAGCGGACUCUUCCUCCUCCUCUUCCUCCUCCAGCCAGCAGAGCCUCUGAUUGGUUCAUGAGAGGCUGCCAGGGGGCGUGGCGUGGACUUGACUGACGGCAGCCUCCUGGUGGCGGUUGAAUUCUCUCGUGCUUGCGAGUUUGUCACCUUAAGGAAAUGUUUCCAGCUGACAGGAGCGAGUGGCGGUCACAGGUCAGGAUGACAUUGACUCUGUGCUGCUCCACAGCGCCCCCUCCUGGUCACAGACUGUGAUGCAGCUCUAAUGGAGCCUCAACACCUGUCUGGUGAUCCUGUUUCAGAGUGCCUUGAAUUUGACAGCUGCUGUGACUGGAGUGUUGCCACGGUAACCAGCUGCAGCCCAGGAGACAGUGUGGAGAGUUCGUCAGCGACUCCUUUAGUUAACAUGACAAACUGACCCAAAAUAAAUGUGGUGAAGUCACAGAAGAACCCAGACUGGUUGUCCUCCAAUGCAAAGAACAGGCAGACGGCAAAGACAAGAAGUAGCUCCUCCUGGAGGACCCCGAGGUGUUCCCAGGCCAGAUGAGAUAUAUAAUCCCUCCAGCGUGUUCUGGGUCUGCCCCGGGGCCUCCUACCAGUGGGACGUGUCCGGAACACAUCUACCAGGAGGCGACCAGGAGGAUCCUGAUCAGAUGUUGAACCACCUCAACUGACCCCUUUUGACAUGAAGGAGCAGCGGCUCUACUCCGAGCUCCCUCCAGAUGUCCGAGAGCUCCUCCCCCUAUCUCUAAG
Molecule: messenger RNA, 1884 nt
Organism: Epinephelus lanceolatus (giant grouper)
Lineage: Eukaryota; Metazoa; Chordata; Actinopteri; Perciformes; Serranidae
Product: serine/threonine-protein kinase pim-3-like
Biological process (GO): protein autophosphorylation; regulation of mitotic cell cycle; negative regulation of apoptotic process
Cellular component (GO): cytoplasm
Molecular function (GO): protein serine/threonine kinase activity; ATP binding
Source: RefSeq, a predicted model, not a curated record